Molecule: messenger RNA, 3723 nt
Organism: Phascolarctos cinereus (koala)
Lineage: Eukaryota; Metazoa; Chordata; Mammalia; Diprotodontia; Phascolarctidae
Gene: MATN2
Product: matrilin 2
Molecular function (GO): calcium ion binding
Source: RefSeq, a predicted model, not a curated record
GCCCGUGUAGAGAAGCAGCCCAAGCAGCAGGAGAGGGGAACGCUCUGGGAUGGGACUUGGAGGAGGAAGGGAAGGAGGAGACAGCGGCGGCGCGGCGGCAGUGGCACGGAUUUCUGGUCUCCAGCGUUCCCAGGAGAGGAGCCGCCUGCUUUUUUGGAAACGAAGGAGAGCGAGGAAGACGUGGCCGCGCCUUGCCUCUCCUUCGGCUCCCUGUCUACACGGGCUGCUAGAGCAGCAGCGGAGAAGGAGGCAGAGGAGGCUGCAGGCUGGCCUUGGUGGUUGUCCAUUUGACUCUUCUUGAAAUGGAGAAAAUGGUACUGGGCUGCUGUCUGUUGUUCUUUGGACAAAUCCUACUUUUCACUGCUGAGGCCAGGGAGAGGAACCUCCCAUGGCCAUUGUCAAGAGGCAGAAAUGCUCUGGCCCAUCCCCAGACUGCUUUACUUGAAAGUUCAUGUGAAAACAAGCAAGCAGACCUUGUCUUCAUCAUUGACAGUUCCCGCAGUGUGAGCCCCUAUGAUUUUGCAAAGGUGAAGGAAUUCAUUGUGACCAUCUUGCAGUUCCUGGACAUUGGCCCCGAUGUCACCAGGGUGGGCCUGAUCCAGUAUGGCAGCACCGUCAAGAAUGAAUUCUCACUAAAGACUUUCAAGAGAAAAUCUGAGGUGGAGAGAGCCAUCAAGAGAAUGAUGCAUUUGGCCACCGGCACCAUGACUGGGCUGGCCAUCCAGUAUGCAGUGAACAUCGCCUUCUCUGAAGCUGAGGGGGCUCGGCCUCUUAGAGAAAAUGUGCCCCGUAUUAUUAUGAUUGUGACGGAUGGGAGACCACAGGACCCAGUGGCUGAGGUGGCAGCAAAGGCAAGGAAUUCAGGCAUCUUGAUUUUUGCCAUUGGUGUGGGUCAGGUGGACCACAAUACUCUGAAGUCCAUUGGGAGUGAGCCUCAUGAAGACCACAUUUUCCUAGUGGCCAACUUCAGCCAGAUUGAAACUCUGACUUCAGUGUUCCAGAAUAAACUAUGUGUGGCCCACAUGUGCAAUAUUAUGGAGCAUAACUGUGCCCACUUCUGUAUCAACACCCCUGGCUCAUACCUUUGCAGAUGCAAACAAGGAUAUAUUCUGAACACAGAUCAGAGAACGUGUAGAAUUCAGGAUCUGUGUGAAAUGCAGGACCAUGCCUGUGAGCAGAUAUGUGUGAACGUUCCCGGAUCCUACGUGUGCCAAUGCUAUAAUGGUUACAACCUUGCUGAAGAUGGGAAGAAAUGUGUCAUUGUGGAUUACUGUGCCUCAGAAAGCCAUGGCUGUGAACAUGAGUGUGUAAAUGCUGAUAAUUCCUAUUUCUGCAGAUGCCAUAAAGGAUUUGCUCUUAACCCAGAUAAAAGAACAUGCAAUAAGUUGGACUAUUGUGCUUCCCUUAACCAUGGUUGCCAGCAUGAAUGUGUUAAUACAGAGGAUUCUUAUUCCUGUCGGUGCCUGAAAGGAUUUAACCUGAACCCAGAUAAGAAAACGUGCAGGAGAAUCAACUACUGUGCACAGGGUAAACAUGGCUGUGAGCAUGAGUGUGCAAAUGCAGAAGAAGGCUACUACUGCCGAUGUCGUCCUGGGUACACCCUAAACCCCAAUGGGAAGACUUGCAGAAGAGUGGAUCACUGCGCAGAGAACAACCAUGGCUGUGAGCAGCUGUGCCUAAAUACAGAUGACUCAUAUGUGUGUCAGUGUUCAGAAGGCUUCGUCAUUAAUGAGGACCUCAAAACCUGUACAAGGGUGGAUUAUUGCUUGUUGAGUGAUCAUGGUUGUGAACAUUCCUGCAUAAAUACUGACAAAUCCUUCACUUGUCAGUGCUCUGAGGGGUAUGUACUCAGGAGUGAUAGAAGAACCUGCAAAAGACUGGACUCCUGCGCUCUGGGAGACCAUGAUUGUGAACACACGUGUAUAAGCCUUGAGGACUCCUACAAGUGCCGCUGCUAUGAAGGUUACGUUCUCCGAGAAGAUGGGAAAACCUGCAGAAUAUUGGACCCGUGUGCUCUGGGAAACCAUGGCUGUGAGCAUUCCUGUGUGAACAGAGGAGAAUCUUACAUGUGCCUCUGUUUUGAAGGUUAUACACUUCUGGAGGAUGGGAAAACCUGCAAAAGGGUGGAUGUCUGCAAAUCCACCAACCACGGCUGUGAACACACUUGUGUUAAUGAUGGCAAUUCCUACAUCUGCAAAUGCUCAGAGGGAUUUGUUCUGGCAGAAGAUGGGAAACGGUGCAGAAAAUGCACCGAAGGCCCCAUUGACCUGGUAUUUGUGAUUGACGGAUCCAAAAGUCUCGGAGAGGAAAACUUUGAGAUCGUGAAGCAUUUUGUCACAGGCAUCUUAGAUUCCCUUGAGAUCUCCCCCAAAGCAGCUCGAGUGGGGCUGCUGCAGUAUUCAACCCAGGUCCGCACAGAAUUCACCCUGAGGGACUUCCACACUGCCAGAGACAUGAAAAAGGCUGUGGCCCACAUGAAAUACAUGGGCAAAGGCUCCAUGACUGGCUUGGCCCUGAAGCAGAUGUUUGAGAGAAGUUUUACAGAAGGAGAAGGAGCCCGGCCACCUUCAGCAAGAGUGCCCAGAGUAGCCAUUGUGUUCACGGAUGGACGGGCCCAAGACGAUGUCUCUGAAUGGGCGAACAGAGCCCAGCAGAAUGGAAUAACCAUCUAUGCUGUUGGAGUAGGAAAAGCCAUUGAAGAAGAAUUGCAGGAGAUUGCAUCUGAUCCCCCUGAUAGACAUCUCUUCUAUGCAGAAGACUUCAGCACAAUGGGAGAAAUAAGUGAAAAACUCAAGAAAGGAAUCUGUGAAGCUCUAGAAGACUCAAAUGGGAACCAGGACUCCCCAGCUGGUGAUCUUCCUAAGAUGGCCCAACAGCCCCCAGUUCAACACAGAUAUCUCUUUGAAGAUGAUAACCUUUCCCAGUCGACACUGAGGCUUUUCCAUUCAACCAAAACAAAAGGAAGCCCUUCAGAAGAAAAGCAUGAUCGAUGCAAAUGUGAAAACCUCCUUACAUUCCAGAAUUUUGCAAACCAAGAGGUGAGAAAACUCACAGAGAGAUUGGAAGAAAUGACAAGAAGAAUGGAGGCACUGGAAAAUCGCCUGAGAUACAGAUGAAGAUCUGAACUUGUCUAUGUGUUUAUAUGCAGAAUUAUCAUUCCAGACAGAAUUAUGGUGAGAGCAGGUCAGAGUCAUGGGGCUCCAGGUGCUAAAUCUGUAUGUAACAUUAUUGAAUCCCCAGACAUUUCUGGGGUAGAGAUUCAGUGUUAGAUUCCAUGUGGAACCAAGGCAAAAGCACACUAACUUGUAAAAAAUACAUUUAGAAAACAACCGUACUGAAUUCCAAGUAGAAUGCAACCAAGUGAGAAGAAAGAAGCUACCCGGCAAAUAAUAGUCUUGGAAAAUAUAUUUGUGGGCAUUUAAAAAUGUAUUUUGGUCCUAUAUGGUGCACAUCAUUCAUUUCACUACUUUUCCCUCCCUUAUAAAGUGAGUGUUGCCAAUGUUUCAUUUGACUGCAAAAUAAACCAUUUGUUAACUAUGAUUUUUUUUACUAUGAUUGGACAUUUCCAUCAGAAAAAUAUAAACAGUAUGGUAUUUUUUUUUGUAUUGGACUUUAACUUGAUAUAUAUAUAUGGAUAUAUGCAGGUCUCUUUGCUGAAUCGUAAGACAUAUGCAUUGUAUUAUAAAUUAGGAAUUUUAUAUUCAAAUAAAAUUGAGGAAAGUU